UCCUCGCCGAUGUAAACAGAAAAUAUUAUUUAUUUGAUGUUUAAUAUAUGAUAAGUUUUCCACAAAUUAGAUAAUGGAAAACCCAGAUUUGCUCGAAUUAGUUAUGCAUACUAACUUUCAAGGUAAUAAUACAUACUUCCAACAAAAGGACAAUUAAAUCUGUUUAUUUUUUACCGGCGACGACAAUUUCGGAAGGUAUAUAACGGCGAUCGGAUCGCUUUGAAAUGCAUUCAUUUCUUUCAAGUUAUACCAAAAUGUUCAACAAAUAUUUCCUGCUGUUCGCCGCGAUUUUCGUCGUCGCCUGCGCUUUGUCCGACCAAGAAGAAUUCGAUGCUUUCAAGGUGAAAUACAACAAGCAAUAUUCACCCCAAGAAGAAGCCCAACGUUUCAAAAAUUUCCAAGAAAAUUUACAACACAUCAGAGAUAACAACGCCAAGUACGAUAAUGGGGAAGUUUCUUUUAAAGAAGGCAUCAACCAAUUCAGCGAUUUAAGCCCUGAAGAAUUUUCCCAACACCACACAGGAUUAAAACAAUAAAAAACCGAGCCGCUUUUACGAAGACAAUUAAAUAUAAGAGGAAUUAAUUGCUAAAUACAUACCAAUGAAUUUCUUUACAUUAUCAAAAGUUUAAAUAAAAACGGAAUAAAAUUGAUACUAACCUUUA
Phyllotreta striolata is the source of this 663-nucleotide messenger RNA. Lineage: Eukaryota; Metazoa; Arthropoda; Insecta; Coleoptera; Chrysomelidae. The record is from the annotation of a GenBank genome assembly.